CAGAAAGAUCGUAAUAAUUGGAGUGUGCAGAAAGUUGUACCUUCAAACUUCGUUCAAGUAUUUAUAAUCUAGAGAGAGGAAAGCGUCUCCUCUCCAAUCUCUCUCUUCUUCGUUUCCUAAACCCUAUCCCAAGCUCUGCAAUCCGACCUCAAAUGGCGAACAGUAAUCUUCCCCGAAGAAUCAUUAAGGAAACUCAGCGUCUCCUCAGUGAGCCUGCCCCUGGGAUUAGCGCCUCGCCGUCAGAAGAUAACAUGCGAUAUUUUAACGUGAUGAUUCUUGGCCCGACCCAGUCACCCUAUGAAGGAGGAGUUUUCAAGUUGGAACUAUUUUUGCCUGAAGAAUAUCCUAUGGCUGCUCCCAAGGUUCGAUUUCUGACGAAGAUUUAUCAUCCAAAUAUUGAUAAGCUUGGCAGGAUAUGCCUUGACAUUCUGAAAGACAAAUGGAGUCCAGCUCUACAGAUACGAACUGUACUUUUGAGUAUCCAAGCACUUCUGAGUGCUCCAAACCCAGAUGAUCCACUUUCCGAGAAUAUUGCCAAACAUUGGAAAACGAAUGAGGCAGAGGCUGUUGAAACAGCAAAGGAAUGGACUCAAUUAUACGCAAGUGGCGCCUAAAGGGGGAGGAAUUACAGAAGUCUUUUAAUGUUGUUCGGUUUAAUAACAUGAAUCUAAUGUCUAUGGUGUACCCAUUUGGUGUGGAUUUGAAUGAAAAUCUGGAGGAAUUUAUAGUGUCAAAAAUCUCUAAAAUUGCGUCUGUUUUGGCGGGAGUGUGUGCCCCCCCCCACCAUACUUUGUAUGAUGAAUGAUUAGAUGGAUUAUAUUCUUAUUAUAACUUCUCCUAUUA
Molecule: messenger RNA, 843 nt
Organism: Cucurbita maxima (winter squash)
Lineage: Eukaryota; Viridiplantae; Streptophyta; Magnoliopsida; Cucurbitales; Cucurbitaceae
Product: ubiquitin-conjugating enzyme E2 36-like
Exons: 8
Coding region: 153-614 (153 amino acids)
Biological process (GO): protein K63-linked ubiquitination; DNA damage tolerance
Cellular component (GO): nucleus
Molecular function (GO): ubiquitin conjugating enzyme activity
Source: RefSeq, a predicted model, not a curated record